Messenger RNA from Drosophila pseudoobscura, 1858 nucleotides. It is a transcript of the gene Syx6, whose product is annotated as Syntaxin 6. The transcript is spliced from 4 exons. The record is from RefSeq and is a predicted model, not a curated record. Gene Ontology annotation, cellular component: membrane. Bases 528 to 1520 code for a protein of 330 amino acids. Gene Ontology annotation, biological process: Golgi vesicle transport. Lineage: Eukaryota; Metazoa; Arthropoda; Insecta; Diptera; Drosophilidae.
CGCCGACCUGCAGCUGCCGUCGUUCCGAAUCGCAAAAUAGCGCCAGUGUACUCUUGGCCAGUGUACUCUCUGCCUGGCCGAAACAAAACUCUGACGCGGCGCAAACAAGAAAAAGAGCAGAUAAGCAGCUCGGCAAAGUGCAAUAAUCAAUAAACGUGCUAUUCAAACAUCACUUCGCACAAUACGCUUUUAUGGCUUGAUUAGAUCCAAGUUGAUUGUGAAAUUCCUGCUAAAAAAAAAAAGAGAAACUCCCAUGUUUUUUUGAUGUAACGGUCGGUUCGUCCAGGCACCCUUAGAAACGAAUAUUCGUAUAUUUUCCAACUUGAAGUUUCCCCAAUUUCGGGGGUGGUUUUCCUCCUGUGUGUCAGUGUGUGCGCGCGUCCGUGGAGCAGCGCAAAAGAGGAAGAAAAAUCCAUGAAUAUAAAAGUCAAGUGCGCUAACCGUUACACCCGUACUCGUACGUGAAAAAUAACCGUUGUUAGCCUUGCCGCAACAGUAAAUUUCCAUUUGGCCAAGGAACGAGCAAAAUGUCUCUGGAGGAUCCGUUUUUCGUAGUCAAGGACGAGGUAUUUAAAGCUCUGAACAAAACACGAGGCCUUUACCUGCGUUGGCGCGAGCUGGGGGAGGACGGUGGAGCAGAGGUUGAAUGGACCACCACUGAGCUGCGUAACUCGUUGCGGAGCAUCGAAUGGGAUCUCGAGGACCUCGAGGACACUAUCAGCAUUGUCGAGAAGAAUCCGACCAAGUUUCGGAUCGACAACCGCGAACUCUCCAGCCGGCGCCACUUCAUCGACAACACCCGCGAUGAGGUCAAGCAGAUGAAGGAUAAGAUGAGCCUGAACCGGAACAGGGACAGAGACAUAACCGCACACCAGCCACUCCUCGACAACGAUCGCAACAACCCCAAUCAGAAUCAACCAAAUCAUCACACCAUCUCCAAUUCCAACACCAACUCAAACGAGUACCACCUCCAUCCGCACAACGAUCGCACUUACCUGGUGGAGUGCCCCAGCACCUUGAACGGCAACUCACUGAUCAACAGCGGCAGUCAGGCGGUGGCCAAUACCAUAGCGGGCACGAUGUCAGCAGCGGCAGCGGCUGCUUCCCGCCACAGCGGGACCAGGUACUCGAAGCUGGAGAAUGCCCUUGACAGUCCCAGUCACUACGGGCAACCGCAUCAAGCCAGCAGUCUGGACAGCCCCGGCCACAGGUAUGUGGGCGAGACGGUGUCCAUACAGCAGCGCAUGAUCCAGGGUCAGGACGAGCAGCUCGACAUGAUCAGUGAUUCUAUAGGCACCCUGAAGACUGUAUCGCGGCAGAUCGGCGUCGAGUUGGAUGAACAGGCUGUGAUGCUGGAUGAUUUUGGGAACGAGUUCGACACAACAGAGUCAAAGCUGGACACGACCAUGAAGAAGGUUGCCAAAGUGUUGCACAUGAAUAAUGAUAAACGUCAGUGGGCUGCUAUUCUCAUCCUAACGGGGCUGUUAUUGUUUGUGAUAAUUCUAUUUAUUAUUUUGUAAUUGCGUUUUGUUUGGAUUGUUUCCAGAUCAGUUAUUUUUAAUUUUAUUUAGUGUAAAUUAGUUGUAUUAGUUAAUGCUUUGGAUUCCCCUUUGUUUGGAUAUUCGAAAGUAAAUCAUAUAUUUUAUAUUCAAACAAACUAUCAGCAGAAUCCAAGUAAACUCCCUUGCUGUAUAUACACGUACAUAUACUUAACUUUUAAAUCCACUAACGUGCAUAUAGUAUACGGAAUACAUAUGCAUUUCCAAAGUUAAAGACAAAGACCGAACGAAUGAUCAUGUAAUAAAAACUAACUAUAUAUACAUACAUACAUGCAUAUAUAAACCAAAUAAUCAAGAUU